This is a messenger RNA of Neoarthrinium moseri, 1998 nucleotides long. RefSeq lists its product as uncharacterized. The record is from RefSeq and is a predicted model, not a curated record. Lineage: Eukaryota; Fungi; Ascomycota; Sordariomycetes; Amphisphaeriales; Apiosporaceae. The transcript is spliced from 2 exons. The coding region runs from base 1 to 1998 and encodes 665 amino acids.
AUGGUCGCCAUCAUGGCCCGUUCCUCGACAUUGCCGCUGUCGCUACUUUCAUAUAUCUCCCUCCUUGCUUCGGCUCAGGCGGCAACUGACCCGAUUGCUGCAAAAUGGUCAUCACAAACAUUUGGACCGGACGGUCCUUGGCCGGCGGUGGAAGUGAAAGUCGGGGACGAUCAGACCAUUGCCAUGUACCCGGGGCACGAAUACCAGAGUUUUCUAUUGACGAGCAAGUACUGCUCAUACAACAACACCUUGCCAUGUUAUGCGAGCCAAGCGGGAGUAUACGACAAAGCACAGUCUGCUCUGGAUAACACGGGGUCAACCGGGAAAAUCCAGUUCUCGCCAGGGCCGGACUAUAUGGCUGGUCUGCUCGUGGAUGGCGAAAGCUCAACGUCCUGGAUCGACAAUAUCGAUCUUCAGGCUGGGUCGGGCUUCACGGUACCGAACGUCUCGAUGGCCCUGAUCGGCGAAGCUUUCGCGACAUAUCCCGACGGUUCGUGGCAACCCCUGAGUGUAGGUUGCUUGGGCGUAGGCGCACCAGGGCAGGUAAACCAAAGUUUCUCGACGGGAGGAGACGCACCUAUCAACGCCAGUCUUAUUCCGGGAUACCUAGCGUCGCACAACAAGAUACCGUCCAACUCGUUCAGUAUGCACAUUGGAUCCGCCAAUCCAUCAAUGGCCGGGUCGCUCUACUUUGGUGGCUAUGAUAAGAACCGCAUCGUGGGAGAAGUUCUAACACUGGGUGGGACCGGAGAUAUCAGCAGCGAGCUUACCUUGAAUGAUAUAUCCAUCAAUGUCAUUGAUGGAUCAUCGCCGUGGGAUUUUGGCACGUCGAGGACUGGACUGUUGGCUGAGGGGAAUUCGUCCAUGACCGGGGGACUCAAGACCCGUAUCGACGGAUGCUCUCCGUACCUGUCAUUGCCAUCAUCCACAUGCAAGGCCAUCACAGCACACCUUCCCGUCACCCUGAAUGAGAAGCUUGGGCUUUAUACGUGGAAUACUGACGAUACGAAGUACUCCAAGAUCGUCAACUCUGCCUCAGCCCUGCAGUUUACCUUCACUGGAACUACCAACACGGAAAAAGUCACCAUUGCGGUACCCUUUCGCCACCUCAACCUCACCCUCGACGCGCCACUGGUAUCAUCUAAAACCCAAUAUUUCCCUUGUUUCACCGGCGCUGCGAAUCAAUACACAUUGGGCCGUGCCUUCCUUCAGGACGCCUUCGUUGGAGCCAACUGGGAGAGCAAGACAUGGUGGCUCGCGCAAGCUCCUGGUCCGAACAUCCCGUCUGCCGCCGUCGUUACCAUCAACAGCAACGACAAGUCUAUCAGUGCGAGCGAUAACGACUGGAAGACGUCAUGGUCAGGCGCUUGGAAGGCCUUGACUCCCGCAGAGGCGAGCGCCUCCGCCAGCGUGGCUGCCCCUGCAUCCACGUCGACAGAUGCCGCUUCAUCGUCCUCCGGCUCGCUCAGUACGGGCGCCCAGGCUGGAAUCGGUGUUGGCAUCGGACUUGCCGGAGCGGCUGGACUCGGUGCGCUUGCGUUCUUCUUCAUACGGAGACGUCGAGCGGCGGGCAAGGCGAGCGCAGCGGCCUCCGAGCCGGGAACCUACAAUGGAUCCGUCAGCGGCGCCGCAACGCAGCACGGCUACUACGAGCCCGUCAAGAACCCGACCUCGCCCAACAUGACCGAGUCGACCAUGUACAGCCCGCAACAGCAGCAUGCGUCCGUAUACAACCCGCAGUUUGCUCAGCAGGCGCCGUACGGAGGGACGGGAUAUCCGCCUCCUCAGCAGGCCCAGGCAUAUCCUCAGCACGACUACGUGCAACAGGGCUACCCCCAACAGAAUUUCGCCGCGGAACUGCCUGGAGGUAUGGCCCCGGUCCCUCAGGAAAUGCCUACUACGUACCAGUCGCAGAAUGAAUUACCGGCGGACUCUACCUACGGGACCCACGGCGUGCAAAGUCCACACAGCCCUCAGCCACCCACAGGACAUAGGUAG